This is a messenger RNA of Pedinophyceae sp. YPF-701, 1224 nucleotides long. The record is from the annotation of a GenBank genome assembly. NCBI's taxonomy places the organism in Eukaryota, Viridiplantae, Chlorophyta, Pedinophyceae.
AUGACGGAGGCGUCCGCGACGAUCCCAGUGGCCCCCUCCGGCACCGAUGAGUCCGAGAGGGAGACAUAUAGAAAGGCGGGGCGCGCGUAUUUCGAGCAAGUCAUGGCAACAGCACGCAACACCGCCCCAAGCAGUGGGCCGCCCGCCAACGGAGGCGCGAGCACACAGGGCGCCGACGAACCCGCCGCGCACCUCCACACCCGCAGCACCGUCCGGCGGCCCGUCGCCGGCAUGCCCACCGCCAAGGACCUCGAAGCCAUGCGCAGCGCCGUCGAGCAGCACCGCGUCGCCCUCGUGACCGGGAGCGUGCUGUUCUGUAGCUGCACGACGUGGAUCCUCCUGCGAGACGCGCUCGACUACCUCCCGGCGCCCGGGACGCUCUGUGUGCUCCAGAUGGCCGCCACGGCCGCGGGGGCCGCGUUCUGGGGCCGCAGGGGGGUGUUUCCGUUCGCGUCCGGGCUGCCGAGCCUGCACGCAACGCAGGCGUGCGUUCCAGCCAUGGCGUGGACCUCCCUUCGGCUCCUCGCCAUGUGCGGCCUGGUGUGGCACUGCGGCGUCGCGUUCGCCCUCGCGUCGUCGGCCGCGGCGCAGUUUCUACCCUUCGUCGUCCUGCAACACGUCCUCGCGACACCCCCCCUGACGCCACAGAACCAGACCGUCGGCGUCGGCGCCGUCGCGGUCGGCAUGGCCGUCGCGUGCCUCGGAAUAUCCCUCCCCGGCCCAAAAGGACUCUUCUUCCUAAGUCUUCUGUUGGCAGCGGAUCUUGCAGAGGCUGGGUGGGUGCGGGCGAGCUCGAUGGGGCACACGCGGCUGGCGCACGCGCUCGGGGAGCACCGCGCGGCGGUGCUGCGGCCCUUGCUGGACGCGCAGGCGGAGGUAGACCCGGGCCAGGUGUACCUGUUGGCGCAUUCGUUGCCAAUUGUGCCGGUCCUGGCGCUGGGACUGACGUUUGGAGAGGCGCGGACGCACUCGCGGGCGCAGCACCAUAUUCCAGGGCUGACGUCGAUCGUGGUGUCCAUGGUGUGCUACGCGGUCAUGUCGACCGCGCUCUUCUUCCUGCGGCAUACAGGCCAGCGCACACGCAGCACGGAGCUGGCGCUGGGCGUCGCGACGGCGACGGCGGUGGUGCUGGACCAGGCGGGCGGGAGCUCGUACGGUUUGCUGGCGGCAAGCGGCGCGCUGGUCACCGUGCUGGGCACCACCGCCGCGAUUCACGCCAAGUGA